This is a messenger RNA of Schizosaccharomyces osmophilus, 420 nucleotides long. RefSeq names its product Swr1 complex subunit Vps71 (gene vps71). NCBI's taxonomy places the organism in Eukaryota, Fungi, Ascomycota, Schizosaccharomycetes, Schizosaccharomycetales, Schizosaccharomycetaceae. Gene Ontology annotation, molecular function: nucleosome binding. The record is from RefSeq and is a predicted model, not a curated record. Gene Ontology annotation, biological process: chromatin remodeling. The transcript is spliced from 4 exons. Bases 1 to 420 code for a protein of 139 amino acids. Gene Ontology annotation, cellular component: Swr1 complex.
AUGUUUGUAUCUAUAGUAGAACACCAAGUACAGAAAAAGAAAAAGCAAAAACAAAGGUCAAUCGUUGACCCUGCUACUCGUGAAAGACAGUUAAGACGAAACUUGGCAGAACUGGAUAAAGAUAACUAUUCUGAUAUUCGAUUCGAAGUCCCGAGAGAACUAUUGCAACGCAGAUUUAUGCCCAUUAGCAUUCGUCGCAUUCUGUCUUCCAGGAAAACGUUUGCUAAUUACCUUGACGAAACUCCAAACUCAAAGUACUCGACGUGUGUGGCCAAACCUUCUCCCAAACCAGCUCGCAGAUUCUGCAAUGUAUGUGGAUAUUGGGGCCUGUAUGCUUGUCAAAACUGUGGUACAUGCUACUGUUCAAAAGACUGUGAAACAAUUCACAGUGAAACUAGGUGCAUGAAGGUUUAUACCUGA